UAUUUGAAUGAAUGAUGAUAGAUGGACAAGUUGUGUGGGCUAGUACGGAAUAGAGUCAUUCUAAGAGGCUUUUGUAGCCAAAGUUUGAACCUUCAUCAACCAACACAACAAAGUUCUAGAAUUCAAUAUUUUGGUAAACCAGAUACUUCAAGAUAUUUGCCUUUUGCACCUUGUAACUCGUUAAAGCUUCCACAGUCUGAGUUUGAAAAGUUACCGUUGCCUGUAAAACAAGUAUUGGAACCAAAGUAUUGGGAUGAAAGAAACCAUCAAAGGGCAGAAAUAUGGAACGCUGUUUUAGAGUUUCAACGAAAGCCUGGUGACACGGGGUCAGCGGAAGUACAAGUCGCAGUGUUCACAAAAAGACUACAAGUAUUGGAGAAACAAUUGAAGAGAAAAAAAGAUGAUAGGAGAGCUCGAUUUUUGUUUGAUCACUUGACGUCGAGGAGACAAAGAUUGUUGCAGUAUCUAGCUAGACAAAACAAAGAACAUUGUGCUCAAGUGAUGGCAAGACUGGGUUUGGAAGCAAGUGCUAUGUUUCCAAAGGAUACCGGCGCUAUGUUCCAUAGAGAUCAUCCUUUUAUACGUUUUGGUGAUAUGAAAACAAGCCCCGGAAAGCAACAACAACCACAUAGUACGGAUAAAAAUAACAAUCCAAUAGGAGCCUAAAAAAUCUUUCAGUGUAAAAUGAAAUAAAUUAGAAAACUCUGUGUGAUCUCAAAGUCAUAGAAUCUUGAAAAAGCCAAAAGUUCCAGUAAACAAAUUUACCACGCU
Messenger RNA from Galdieria sulphuraria, 771 nucleotides. RefSeq names its product mitochondrial ribosomal protein S15 precursor. Gene Ontology annotation, biological process: translation. Gene Ontology annotation, molecular function: structural constituent of ribosome. The transcript is spliced from 3 exons. The coding region runs from base 22 to 666 and encodes 214 amino acids. The record is from RefSeq and is a predicted model, not a curated record. Gene Ontology annotation, cellular component: ribosome. NCBI's taxonomy places the organism in Eukaryota, Rhodophyta, Bangiophyceae, Galdieriales, Galdieriaceae.